GAACUCCAGCAGCUUAGCAAGCAAUACAGCAAUAUCAAGCUCCUCCAACUGGAUGUGGUCUGUGAAAACAGCAUCAAGAAAGUAGUCAAGGAAGUGGAAGAAAUUGUGGGAGACAAAGGUCUGAACUGCCUCAUUAACAACGCUGGCAUCAAUGUGCUUGCUUCCUUGGAAGAUGUCACAGCAGAGACAAUGCUCACCAUUUACGAAACAAAUACAGUUGCCCAGCUGAUGGUCACCAAGGCGUUUCUGCCCCUUCUGAGGAAGGCAGCACAGCUGAGCACAGGAAUGGGCUGCCACAGAGCUGCUAUUAUCAAUAUGUCCUCUCUUGCUGCCUCCAUGCAACUCGUCCAGGCAAAUGAGAUGUUCCUCAAGGUCUACCCCUACAGGAUAGCAAAGACUGCACUGAACAUGAUCACCAGGUGUCUUGCUGCAGACUUGAAAUCGGAUGGAAUUCUCUGCAUUUCUUUGCAUCCAGGCUGGCUUCAGACAGACAUGGGUGGAAACAUGGCUCCCAUGCAGGUCCAAGAGGCCAUCCCAGGUAUUCUCUCCGUUAUGGACCGUCUCGGUGAAAAAGAAAAUGGUUCCUUCCUGGACUGGCAAGGGGAAACUCUACCAUGGUAG
Messenger RNA from Antrostomus carolinensis (chuck-will's-widow), 621 nucleotides. RefSeq names its product C-factor-like. NCBI's taxonomy places the organism in Eukaryota, Metazoa, Chordata, Aves, Caprimulgiformes, Caprimulgidae. The annotation marks the transcript as partial. The transcript is spliced from 5 exons. The record is from RefSeq and is a predicted model, not a curated record. Gene Ontology annotation, molecular function: oxidoreductase activity. Gene Ontology annotation, cellular component: cytoplasm.